AUGGGUUUGUUCAACAAGCUACGUCAACGAUUCUCAUCAAAAAAGCGACAGGAUGUGCGGGAGGAAAGUGCUUCUUCCUUGCUAUCCCGUACGUCUACAAUUCAGAGCCGAACGCAGGAUCUGGUCUGCCAGCGGACGUUGUCGCCAUUCAUAGGCUCAGGCGAGAUCGGCGCCUCACCAGCACGGCCGUCAGCCGUUGCUGCUAACUGGGGAUGCGUCGAGUACGAGAACGGCUCGGAAUACCUCGGUUGGACGCUAGAGGGCAGACGUGACGGCCCGGGGAAGAUCCAUAAUGGCGAUUUGGUGUACGAUGGCCAGUGGCAGUGCGACCUGCCUCACGGCAGCGGCCUUUUUGCCAACGGCGACGAAACCAUCUACGAGGGUAACUGGGAGCACGGGCUGCCUCACGGCCACGGCGUGGCGCUGUUUCCCGACGGUUUCACCUACGUGGGAGAGUGGCGUGACGGCGUGCCUUGCGGCGAGGGAAAGCUGGUUGCGGAUGAAGGGCGUGUCUACUCCGGCACCUUUUCCAACGGUCUUCCGAACGGUGACGGUGUUUUGGUGACCUACAACGGCGUGCGCAUUAUGUGCCACUUCGUCGACGGCGUACCGUUCGGAGUGGGAGAGAUAGAAUGGCCUAACGGUAUGCGUUACGUGGGUACCAUAAUUGAGGGUCUCCCGCACGGCCUGGGUCGUCUGACAGACGAGACUUCGGUGAUGCUGGGUCUGUGGAAGUGUGGCGUGCUCGAAACGCGCCUGAAGGCGCACGAAGCGCUCCCUGACGCUCUGAGAGACGAUCCUGCUGUGAGUUACUUGGCUGCGCACUAG
This is a messenger RNA of Babesia ovata, 828 nucleotides long. Its product is annotated as phosphatidylinositol-4-phosphate 5-kinase, putative. NCBI's taxonomy places the organism in Eukaryota, Apicomplexa, Aconoidasida, Piroplasmida, Babesiidae. The record is from RefSeq and is a predicted model, not a curated record. Bases 1 to 828 code for a protein of 275 amino acids. The transcript has a single exon.